AUGUGGGUUCUUCUUAUUUUAGUAGAAACAGUUUUAGGUGCACCUUUAGCUGACUUAGUCAAAAAUCGGCCAGGACUUCCACCAGACUCUCCUCCCAAUUUCGAUACAUAUUCUGGAUACCUUGAUAUUCCCAAUUCUAACGGAAAAUCAUUACACUAUGUUCUUGUUGAAAGCCAAAAUAACCCAGCAACAGAUCCUUUGCUACUAUGACUUAAUGGAGGUCCAGGCUGCUCUUCAUUAGAUGGCUUUGCCUAUGAGCAUGGCCCUUAUGUAUUUCCUGAUGAGGGCACAACUCUUUUUAAGAAUCAGUGGUCUUGGAAUACCAAUGCCAGCGUCUUAUACCUUGAAUCCCCAGCUGGUGUUGGCUUCUCAAUUUUGGGAGACCCUUCAAAUAAUAGCACCGAUGAUGAAAUUGCUGCUCAUGAUAAUCUUCUUGCCAUUGUCCAAUUUUUCAGAAAGUUUCCUGAGUAUAGAAACCAUGAGUUUUAUAUUUCAGGGGAAAGCUAUGCAGGAAUGUAUUUACCUUACUUAGCCUAUAACAUUCUAAUGUAUAACAACUAUAGUCCUCACAAUAUUAACCUCAAAGGAAUGAUAAUUGGAGGUCCAGCUACUGAUUUUACAUAUGAUUUCACCCCAGCUUUGAUGAAAUUACUCUGAACUCAUGCUCUAAUUGAUUAUAACUGGUAUUAUAAACUAGUAAAUGACUGUGAUAAUUUCAAUGAAUGGGAUGGCGAAGCUUGUGGAAAUGACACAAAUUAUAUACAAACUGAGCUCCUAAGUAACUUGAAUUAUUAUAAUAUUUAUGGGCCUUGCAUAUAUCAAAAUGAUACUAGAGCACAAAAGGAUAACAAUAUUUUCCUCAGAGCUGCAUUAGAUUCAAUGGCUUCUCCAGGAAUUAUUCCACCAUGUGCAGCUUGGGAAGGCGCUUAUGACUAUUUCUUAAAUGAUACAGUAAGAAAAGCAUUCAAUAUCCCAGCGAAUGUCCAGCCUUGGACUUUUUGUAUUUUCCUUGACUAUAUUUCAGAUUAUCAGCAUGGGUCAGUCUUUUUGUAUCCUUUUCUUAUUCGUUCUAGCUUGCGCAUAUGGAUUUAUUCAGGAGAUGCUGAUGGGUCUACACCUUUUAUUGGUACCAGAGAGUGGAUAACUGGCUUAAAUCUAAAUGUGAAGCAGCCGUAUACUUCAUGAUAUGUAGAUGAUCAAGUGGCUGGGUUUUAUACUGAGUAUGAAGGACUUACCUGGGUGCUGGUGAAGGGUGGUGGGCAUAUGGUUCCACAGUGGAAGCGUCCACAAGCAUGGCACAUAAUCAAUUCGUUUUUAAGUGGUGUUUCACUUUAA
Messenger RNA from Blepharisma stoltei, 1335 nucleotides. NCBI's taxonomy places the organism in Eukaryota, Ciliophora, Heterotrichea, Heterotrichida, Blepharismidae. The record is from the annotation of a GenBank genome assembly.